Messenger RNA from Coregonus clupeaformis (lake whitefish), 1898 nucleotides. RefSeq names its product ribosome maturation protein SBDS-like. NCBI's taxonomy places the organism in Eukaryota, Metazoa, Chordata, Actinopteri, Salmoniformes, Salmonidae. The coding region runs from base 123 to 875 and encodes 250 amino acids. Gene Ontology annotation, biological process: ribosome biogenesis; cytosolic ribosome assembly. The record is from RefSeq and is a predicted model, not a curated record. The transcript has 5 exons.
GGAACGUUUGUACCUAGUAUGUGUUUCAGUCCAGCGGAAUUGUUGUGAAACUCAUAGCACACCAACGCCGCAAGAAAUUUAUCGCCUUACUGACAGAUUACUCUGUUUUGUAAAGCAGAAAUAUGUCCAUAUUUACACCAACAAACCAGAUCCGACUCACAAAUGUGGCGGUGGUGAGGAUGAAAAAGGGAGGAAAACGAUUUGAAAUCGCCUGCUACAAAAAUAAAGUGAUGAGCUGGAGAUCUGGAGCAGAGAAGGACCUGGAUGAAGUGUUGCAGACCAGCUCUGUUUUCAAUAAUGUUUCUAAGGGUCAGGUUGCCAAGAAAGAUGAUCUGUCAAAAGCCUUUGGAACAGAUGACCUGACAGAGAUAUGCAAACAAAUUUUAGCUAAAGGAGAACUCCAGGUUUCAGACAAGGAGAGGCAGAGCCAGUUGGAGACGAGUUUCAGAGACAUUGCGACCAUCGUGGCGGAGAAGUGUGUGAACCCAGAGACCAAGCGACCAUACACAGUCAACCUCAUAGAGAGGGCCAUGAAGGAUAUCCACUACUCUGUCAAGGCCAACAAGAGCACCAAGCAGCAGGCUCUGGAGGUGAUCAGGCAGCUGAAGGAUUCCAUAGACAUCCAGAGGGCUCACAUGAGGCUAAGGCUGGUCCUGCCGGCCAAGGACGGCAAGAGGCUGAAGGAGAAACUCAAACCCCUCCUCAAGGUGGUGGAAAGUGAAGACUUUGACGACCAGCUGGAGAUGGUGUGUCUGGUGGACCCAGGCUGCUUCAGGGAGAUAGAUGAGUUGAUCCGCUGUGAGACGAAAGGUAAAGGUUCCCUGGAGGUGCUCAGUCUGAAGGAUGUGGAAGAGGGAGACGAGAGGCUGGAAUAGCCUUCACACAGAGCCCUAUAGGACUACAUACAUACACUAUCUUGCCACACAAACUGCAAACCCAUAAUUAAAGAGACCGCUAUUUCUAAUACCAAUGGAGCCCUUCUUAUUUCCAGACUGUAUAUUUAAAUAUAUAUAUUUUCCUGCCCUAAAUACAACUACUGGAUGUAUAGUCUCUCGUGACUGCUGAUUUGUUUCUGGGUGCCGAGAUUACUGGAUUUAUAACCUCUUGCAAGUUGCAUGAUGCUUUAGCGCGGAGGUUGGUGGAAACCUGUGCUCAAAUAUUGAGAUGCUCUGUAUUUCUUUAGUUUACAAAACAAGUUUGAGUCUUGUCAGGUAUUGACCAGUUUUUCACUUCAUAUUAUGAGUUUUGACAAACACUGACAGAACAUUUUCAAUCAUUAUAUUGACCCAUUUCCGGCCGUGUCAUGAAAAGUUGCAUGCGCAUGAAAGGGGAUUGUUUACAUGGAAGUGGAUAGGACAACAUGCGAUGUUAAAUGCAGCUUGUGCAAGUUAACAAACGUGGAAUCCGAUGGUUAACAUCUACAACAUCGCAGAUGUCAUCGGAGGGUUGAUUUAUCUAGAAAAAUAUCACAAAUGGAGCUAGAUAGAUAAAGCCAGAAGAAUAAUAUACUUGUUGAACAUAGCUAUAGCCAUCAGUCUUGUGUUUUCAUGGUCAUCACUCACUGCUAAGUUUGUCAAGGUCCCGACAUCGGUGUAUAGCUAUCUGCCACAGGGCUUUUUGCUGCGAGCAUGCACGUGCACAACUCGAAUGUGACGUUUGCUUAUAAACAGAAAAUGGCUCUAUAUAAUUGAAUGAAGUAAUUUUUAUGAGUCAACUUCUACUCAAGUAAUUAAUAUGGUUUUGACCCUGCCUUUCAUUUUACCAAGUGUGCCAUUUCACCAUGUUUGAAAAGUCAUUUUAUUAUGAAUAGUUCAUUUAACCACUUAAUUUUUUGUUAUUUUUCAAAAUUAAAUGAGUCUUUCCUUAUAAACAAUUGCAAAUAAAAACGUAAUAAUCUA